AUCCUUAAUUCAUAUCUAGCAUCACUUUUUGAGAAAAGCAUCACCCUUUGGCCAAAUUAGAGCAUAUCACAUUAUCCCCGACAUUUGAAGACAGCAUUGUAAUUCAGCAACCAUGGCGAGCUUCCUCAACACUUCCCAGAGCCUCACUCACAUAACCCCAAUCCCGUCACCCGCCACACGCACUGAUGCCAUUGCCAUGCUCCACGACCACGAGCACGUUAUACAGUGCUCCCCCGCCAUGUCCAAGUUUGAACUCAUCACGAGCCCUUGUCCUGCCCCGCUGCCUGCGGACAUUACGCCCCUCGGCGACACCAAGUGCUAUCAGGUCACAGACAUUGUCCACGCGUUGCCCGCGGGUCUUUGGGACUCGGACAUUGUCAGUACCUACGAGUUCACGAACCUCGCUGAUGGGCUUUUCGUGCGGAUUCGGAGUCCCAUGGGCAUCGUGCUCGAGACUGUGUGGACCAUAGAAGGCGAGGGCGAGGGGCCGGAGAUGAAAGAAUUCGUGACGAUCAAUUGCUCAAGGCUUCUCGCGGGGACCGUCAAGGGGCAGUGUGAGGGCAACUGGAAGGUGAUUCAUGCCAAGAUGGUCGCGGGACUUGGGAAAUGAGUCUUGUGUUGUGUGCCAUCGUCAUGUCUGUCUGUCUCUCUGUUUUGUGAGCGAAGGUGUUGUGCGACUGAAUGAGAGUACCACUAGAGACAAUAUUGGUACAGUCAAUCGUUUUGAUUUGAGGAAACCGUUCUCGAGAAUGAAGGCCCCAGGUGAGGAAUCAGAUUUUGUUUUGGCGCUGGAGUUGAUGCUAGGUGACACUCGCAUGCACACUUACUUGCCAUGGCUCGAAUUUGGAGCACAAUUGAACCACCAAGGUAAUGCCGAACAAGAUUUUGAGCUC
Molecule: messenger RNA, 893 nt
Organism: Verticillium dahliae VdLs.17
Lineage: Eukaryota; Fungi; Ascomycota; Sordariomycetes; Glomerellales; Plectosphaerellaceae
Exons: 2
Coding region: 113-610 (165 amino acids)
Source: RefSeq, a predicted model, not a curated record